Falco peregrinus (peregrine falcon) is the source of this 2339-nucleotide messenger RNA. RefSeq names its product ADP ribosylation factor like GTPase 14 effector protein (gene ARL14EP). The record is from RefSeq and is a predicted model, not a curated record. NCBI's taxonomy places the organism in Eukaryota, Metazoa, Chordata, Aves, Falconiformes, Falconidae. The transcript has 5 exons. Gene Ontology annotation, cellular component: intracellular membrane-bounded organelle. Bases 306 to 1088 code for a protein of 260 amino acids.
CGCUCCGGCCGGCUCGGCGGUUCCGGCGCCCUGUGGUAAACCGGCGGCGGGGCGGUUCAUGGCCGCCACGGGCAGCGCUCCUGUGGCUGGGGCGACGUGGAAGCCGGGUACCGGCGUCCCGGCGCUACGGCGGAAGAAAAUCCACGGCAAGAUAUACCCCUCUGUCUCAGAAAAGUAUUACAAUCAAGAGGAUUUCUGCUGCAAAAAUGCUCCAGGCAGUUGCUUUUCAGGGGUGAUCUUCAUAGAAACUACUAAAGACUUCAAAGAAUUCAUUUUAGGUGAAAUCAGUUGUUCUGAUAAAAUAAAUGGAUCCUUGUUCAGUUGGAGUUCAGCUUCAAGCUACCAAUGAAUGCCAUAAGACCUAUUAUACCCGCCACACUGGCUUCAAGACUAAGCAAGAUCUGUCUUCAUCUGAUCUACUGUUACUUCAGCUUAGGACUGGAAUAACCCUUUCAGAGAACAAUACAAUCUGCUUCCACCAUGCAAAAAUUUACAUUGAAAGAUUUGAAGACUUACAAAAAUCAUGUUGUGAUCCUUUUAACAUACACAGAAAGCUAUCAAAGAAAAAAUUACGAGCAAUUGACUUAGAUGAUGCAGCUUUUCUAAGUGCGAAGUUUGGAAGACAGUUUGUACCUGGUUGGAAGCUUUGUCCCAAAUGUACGCAGAUAAUAAAUGGAAGCGUGGAUGUUGAAGCUGAAGAUCGCCAAAGAAGAAAACUUGAUUCAGACGGACGUACAGCUAAGGCUUUAAAGUCUCUGCAGUUUGCUAAUCCGGGACGACAGACUGAAUUAACUCCUGAGACCAGCAAAAGGGAAAAGAGAAGGCUGCAAACAAAAAAUGCAUCAUUUAAUUCAGACAGGCAAGUUAUACCAGCCAAGAGUAAAGUCUACGAUAGCCAAGGACUACUUCUUUACAGUGGGAUGGACCUCUGUGAUUGCCUUGAUGAAGAUUGCCUGGGAUGUUUCUAUGCUUGCCCCAAGUGUGGCUCCAACAAGUGCGGAGCUGAAUGUCGCUGUGACCGCAAGUGGCUAUAUGAGCAAAUUGAGAUAGAAGGAGGAGAAGUAAUUAAAAAUAAGCAUGUUGGUUAGUGUAUAUGUGCAGUAUUUAUCCUGAGUAUAUAUUCCAUGCUUUGAUUAAAUACAGCGCAUUCAUCAUGUAGUGGUUUAUUGAAACCCAUUGGAAUUUAUCACAAUACACAUGAUUAAUGUGCUCACUUUCACAUUGACUUUCAGUACAAUUAUGGAAAUAAUUAUACCACUGUCUUUUCACAUUUCAUUUUACCUUGUUCUCAGUCCCAAGUAAGUUCCCAUUGAGCAGUCUUUUACUCCUCUUUAGGGUGCAAAAUUUUCAUGUGAUACAGCCAGAACCAUUCACUGUUGUGUCAUACACUUGUUUUGUGGAGUGCCCCGGGGUCUCCUUGUAUCCCUCAUAUUUCCUUCUCUAGUUCAGGAUCUCAUGGUUUUGAAUCUGUUUUAUGUGAAACACUAUGAAAGUUCACAGUGAAUUUACAUGCAUUAUUAAUAAAGUACUUUUCAGUAGUAAUAGCAAAUGCUGGAUCUUCUUAGAGUAUCCCAGCUACAUCUGAUAAAUUCAAUCCUGUUCACUUAAAUGGAUUCAACAGCAUUUACGAGUUCAGAUCCUGUCCAGUGGGAUUUGAGGUCAAGCUCUCUUUAUGAAUUCAAGCCUUACUGUUUAAAGUGUUUAAACUGUUGAGGCAUUGAAAGACGUCAAAGUUUGUAUUAUGGUACUGUUUUGUUGGUUUAUUUAUAACACAGCUGAAAUAAUUUUCCUGUAUUUGUUGUCAGUCUGUAAUUGUACUGGUACUCCAACAGCCCUCUUCAGUUUUUUUUGGACUGGUUCAUAAGGUAAACAUUGGAAUGAAUUUAGGUGGCUGUUCCCAAACUAAGUGUAUCCAGACUUCUACAAAAAACAUAGUUGAAUUGAAAUUAUGUUUGGUUGAUGAAUUAUCUAUCCUCAGAACAUGAACAUUUUACAUUAUAAAAAGGUCUAUGGAAAAGAGAUUUUAUAACUGAACUCUUAGUAACAUUUAAGUGUUAUUCCUUGAUAUUUGUUUUAGAUACAUUUCCCGUUUCUGCAGUAGACUUGGAAGAUCUGCAUGUUUAUUAGGUCAGUUUCUCAGGAAUAGUGUUAACCAUUGAUUUCUGAAUACUUACUUGAUAAGGAUGUACAAAACUUAAUUGUUUAUAGACUCUUCUGCUGUCCUGAAGGUUGCAGCGCCGAAAUCCGCGGUUGGGCUGCGGGUGUGUUGCCACCUGCUGGCCGUGGAGUAGAGCAUCGACUCGUACUGCAUUUUUCAUUAAAUCUGAUACAAAACUAAA